CGUGUAUAAUGUGAUUUAAUAUUGUUGUGGAGCAAACUUAUUUGGUUUCGAUUUAACAUUGUUGAUGUACAAUCUUAUUAUUUGACUGAAUUAUUCUACUAAAUUUGUCAUCAUCUUGUGUUUAAAGAAAACUGAAUUUAAAGAGAAAUUUGACGAAAUAAAAGUGUUUGAACCAAUUACAAAAAAAAAAAAUAAACAAAAAUGGAAGGUUUUGACGAUGCUGCCGUCUUUUUUUCGGACAAUUUUAAUCCAGAUAACGAGCAAAAUGGAACUCAAAUCAAUGCACAAGCGGUUAAAAAGAAGUUCAAGGAUUUCAUUCGAACUUUUAACGAAGACAAUUUCCACUACAAAUAUCGUGAUGCAUUGAAGCGAAACUAUUUGUUGGGCCGUUACUAUUUGGAAGUUGAAAUGGAAGAUUUGGCCGGUUUUGAUGAGAUGUUAUCGGAUAAAAUGUACAAACAACCGACGGAAAAUUUGCAAAUUUUCGAGGAGGCUGCCCGUGAAGUGGCCGAUGAAAUCACAUCGCCACGGCCAGAAGGUGAAGAAGACGUGCAAGACAUUCAAAUUUUACUACAAUCAAACGGCAAUCCAACCAAUAUUCGGGACUUGAAGUCGGAAAGUGUUUCGCGGUUGGUAAAAGUGGCUGGUAUUAUCAUUGCCGCAUCAGGUAUCAAAGCCAAAGCAACCACAAUGUCAAUUCAGUGCCGUUCAUGUAACGAAGUCAUACCAAAUUUGAAAGUGAAUCCAGGUUUGGAAGGAUAUUCUUUGCCCAGAAAAUGCACAACUGAACAAGCCGGUCGUCCGCCAUGCUCGUUGGAUCCAUUCUUCAUCAUGCCCGACAAAUGUAAAUGUGUUGAUUUUCAAGUGUUAAAACUGCAAGAACUUCCCGAUUUCAUUCCACAGGGUGAAAUACCGCGUCACAUGCAAUUGUUUUUGGAUCGCAGCCUCUGCGAACGAGUUGUACCCGGAAACCGAGUUUUAAUUCACGGUAUUUAUUCGAUUCGUAAAGUUGGCAAACCCGGUAGAGGUGAUAGCCGUGAAAAGGCAAUUGUUGGUGUUCGAGCGCCAUACAUGCGUGUGGUUGGUAUAACCGUUGAUUCAGAAGGUACUGGUGCUAUUUCACGUUAUACAAAUAUAACAACCGAAGAAGAGGAGAGAUUCCGUCGUCUUGCUGCCCAUCCUGAUAUCUACGAACGAUUGGCAAAGAGUCUUGCGCCCAGCAUUUUCGGUUCGUUUGACAUUAAAAAGGCAAUUGUAUCUUUGUUAUUCGGUGGUUCACGCAAACGAAUGCCCGAUGGUUUGACACGGCGUGGUGAUAUCAACGUUUUGCUAUUGGGUGAUCCUGGUACCGCCAAGUCACAGCUGUUGAAAUUCGUCGAAAAAGUGGCACCAAUUGCCGUUUACACCUCUGGAAAAGGUUCAAGCGCAGCUGGUUUAACAGCAUCUGUUAUGCGAGAUCCGGCCACUCGUAACUUUGUAAUGGAAGGUGGUGCCAUGGUUUUGGCUGAUGGUGGUGUUGUCUGUAUUGAUGAGUUUGAUAAAAUGAAAGAAGAUGAUCGUGUGGCCAUCCACGAGGCCAUGGAACAACAAACCAUUUCAAUUGCUAAAGCUGGUAUUACAACGACAUUGAAUACACGUUGUUCGGUGUUGGCUGCGGCCAAUUCAAUUUUCGGCCGUUGGGACGAUACAAAAGGUGAAGAGAAUAUUGACUUUAUGCCAACGAUUUUGUCACGUUUCGAUAUGAUCUUUAUCGUCAAGGAUGUUCAUGAUGAAAAACGAGAUACGAAUUUGGCCCGUCACAUCAUCAAUGUUCAUCUAAAUGCAAACAAAGUAACAAAUGAAGUUCAAGAGGGCGAAAUCGAUUUGACGACAUUCAAGAAAUUCAUUCAUUUUUGUCGUACCACUUGUGGGCCACGUUUGAGCGCUGAAGCUGGUGAAAAAUUGAAAAGUCGUUAUGUUUUAAUGCGCACCGGUACACAUGAACAUGAAAAAGCAACCGACAAACGUUUGGCCAUUCCAAUAACGGUGCGUCAAUUGGAGGCAAUUAUUCGUAUCUCUGAAUCAUUGGCCAAAAUGCAAUUGCAACCAUUUGCCACUGAUUCGCAUGUUAAUGAGGCGUUGCGAUUGUUCCAAGUGUCCACAUUGGAUGCGGCAUCAACAGGUAGUUUGGCUGGUGCUGAGGGAUUCACAACCGAAGAAGAUCAUGAAAUACUCAAUCGCAUUGAAAAACAACUGAAACGUCGAUUUGCUAUCGGUUCACAAGUUUCAGAGAAGAAUAUCAUCGAUGAUUUUGUUCGUCAAAAGUAUUCGGAGCGUGCAGUGCAAAAGGUGAUCUUCAUGAUGAUCAGACGUGGCGAAGUACAACAUCGAAUGCAACGCAAAAUGUUAUAUCGACUUAGCUAAACCGCAUCGAUUUGAUUUAUCAUAACAAUUCCAUUCUAUAUAUUUUGUUUUCAUGAUUUUUUCUACGACGUUUUCAUUUUUGUUACUUUUUAAAUCCCACACAUUAUUUGUUCGGUAUUAAAAGAAAUUUUGUGUUUUCCUUAGCUUGUACGAUUAUUUCAGUUUCAUUUUAAUAUUUAAAUUAUCAAAAUAAACGGCCAUCUUUUUCCAGUUGAACC
Messenger RNA from Contarinia nasturtii (swede midge), 2621 nucleotides. It is a transcript of the gene Mcm5, whose product is annotated as DNA replication licensing factor Mcm5. Gene Ontology annotation, biological process: double-strand break repair via break-induced replication; DNA replication; DNA replication initiation. Gene Ontology annotation, molecular function: single-stranded DNA binding; DNA replication origin binding; 3'-5' DNA helicase activity. The coding region runs from base 202 to 2403 and encodes 733 amino acids. Gene Ontology annotation, cellular component: MCM complex; nucleus. The record is from RefSeq and is a predicted model, not a curated record. NCBI's taxonomy places the organism in Eukaryota, Metazoa, Arthropoda, Insecta, Diptera, Cecidomyiidae. The transcript has 8 exons.